Molecule: messenger RNA, 2380 nt
Organism: Falco peregrinus (peregrine falcon)
Lineage: Eukaryota; Metazoa; Chordata; Aves; Falconiformes; Falconidae
Gene: TBR1
Product: T-box brain transcription factor 1
Exons: 6
Coding region: 192-2225 (677 amino acids)
Biological process (GO): positive regulation of DNA-templated transcription; regulation of neuron projection development; regulation of transcription by RNA polymerase II
Cellular component (GO): nucleus
Molecular function (GO): RNA polymerase II cis-regulatory region sequence-specific DNA binding; DNA-binding transcription factor activity, RNA polymerase II-specific
Source: RefSeq, a predicted model, not a curated record
GCCAAUCUCUUCUCCCAGGGAAGGAGGAAAAAAAAAAAAAAAAAAAAAAAAAAAGUAAAUCAAACGUUUGGGAAGCAUUUGGUGGAUGAAGUGCUUUCUGUCUAGUGAGGGUCCCAGGAUGUCUAGCUUCUGAUACUAAGGAGCCCUUUCAGAUCCAGGGACUGAAGGGUUAUUACUGUGGUGCUAGAGCUAUGCAGCUGGAGCAUUGUCUUUCUCCCUCUAUCAUGCUCUCCAAGAAAUUUCUCAAUGUGAGCAGCAGUUACCCACAUGCAGGCGGAUCUGAGCUUGCCUUGCAUGAUCAUCCCAUUAUCUCGACCACUGACAACCUGGAGAGAAGUUCACCUUUGAAAAAAAUUACCAGGGGGAUGACGAAUCAGUCAGAUACAGACAAUUUUCCUGACUCCAAGGACACACCAGGGGACGUCCAGAGAAAUAAACUCUCUCCCGUCUUGGACGGGGUCUCUGAGCUUCGUCACAGUUUCGAUGGAUCUGCUGCAGAUCGCUAUCUGCUCUCUCAGUCCAGCCAGCCCCAGUCUGCUGCCUCUGCUCCUAGUACCAUGUUCCCUUACCCCAGCCAGCAUGGACCUGCUCACCCAGCCUUCUCCAUCGCCAGCCCCAGCCGCUACAUGGCUCACCAUCCUGUGAUCACCAACGGAGCUUAUAACAGCCUCCUGUCCAACUCUUCUCCGCAAGGCUACCCCACGGCGGGCUACCCUUACCCCCAGCAGUAUGGCCAUUCCUACCAAGGGGCACCUUUCUACCAGUUCUCCUCCACCCAGCCGGGGCUAGUUCCCGGCAAGGCUCAGGUCUACCUGUGCAACAGGCCACUCUGGCUGAAAUUUCACCGGCACCAGACGGAGAUGAUCAUCACGAAGCAGGGGAGGCGAAUGUUCCCUUUCCUAAGUUUUAAUAUUUCUGGUCUCGACCCCACGGCUCACUACAAUAUUUUUGUGGAUGUAAUUUUGGCGGAUCCCAACCACUGGAGAUUUCAGGGAGGCAAAUGGGUUCCUUGCGGCAAGGCGGACACCAAUGUACAAGGCAACCGGGUGUACAUGCACCCCGACUCCCCCAACACGGGAGCCCACUGGAUGCGCCAGGAAAUCUCCUUUGGGAAACUAAAACUUACAAACAAUAAAGGAGCAUCAAACAACAACGGGCAGAUGGUGGUUUUGCAGUCCCUCCACAAGUACCAGCCCCGCUUGCAUGUGGUGGAGGUGAACGAAGACGGGACGGAGGACACCAACCAGCCGGGCAGAGUGCAGACCUUCACCUUCCCCGAGACGCAGUUCAUAGCAGUCACCGCCUACCAGAACACCGAUAUCACACAGCUGAAAAUAGACCACAACCCCUUCGCAAAAGGCUUCCGAGACAAUUAUGACACGAUCUACACGGGCUGCGACAUGGACCGGCUGACGCCUUCCCCCAACGACUCGCCCCGCUCGCAGAUCGUGCCCGGGGCCCGCUACGCCAUGGCCGGCUCCUUCCUCCAGGACCAGUUCGUGAGUAACUACGCCAAGUCCCGCUUCCACCCCGGGGCAGGAGCCGGCCCGGGGCCCGGCGCCGACCGCAGCGUGCCCCACACCAACGGGCUGCUCUCCCCACAGCAAGCCGAGGACCCGGGGGCCCCCUCGCCGCAGCGCUGGUUCGUCGCCCCCGCCAACAACCGCCUCGACUUCGCCGCCUCCGCCUACGACACGGCCACCGACUUCGCCGGCAACGCGGCCACGCUGCUUUCCUACGCGGCCGCCGGCGUCAAGGCGCUGCCCCUGCAGGCGGCCGGCUGCGCAGGGCGGCCGCUGGGCUACUACGCCGACCCCUCGGGCUGGGGAGCCCGCAGCCCCCCGCAGUACUGCAGCAAGUCGGGCUCCGUGCUCUCCUGCUGGCCCAACAGCGCGGCGGCGGCGCGCAUGGCCGCCGGCAACCCCUACCUGGGGGAGGAGGCGGAGAGCCUGGCCCCCGAGCGGUCCCCCUUGCCGGGCGCCGAGGACUCCAAGCCCAAAGAUUUGUCCGACUCCAGCUGGAUCGAGACGCCGUCGUCCAUUAAGUCCAUCGACUCCACCGAUUCUGGGAUUUACGAGCAGGCCAAAAGGAGGCGAAUCUCCCCCUCGGACACCCCAGUGUCCGAGAGCUCCUCGCCCCUCAAGAGCGAGGUGCUCACCCAGCGGGACUGCGAAAAGACCUGCGCCAAGGACAUCGGCUACUACGGCUUCUACUCGCACAGCUAGGCGCGGCCCGCCCGGCCCCGCCGUCCUUUUGCACAAUAACUCCUCCGCGCUAGCGCACUGACCCCCGCCCCUAGCUGACCCAUCCGCACCCCCGGCCCGGCCCGGCCCGGCCCCGGCCCCGGCCCCGGCCCGGCAGGCAGGCAGGGAGGCAGAGC